AUGGGCUUUCUUAGUUUUAUGCCCUCAAUUAGGCUCUUUGAGAAUCCUCCUUCUCAAGUCCAAAGCACCUCAGCCUCUCCUGAUGACCUCCCUACUGCAUCGCCAGUCGUAACCUCAGAUUCACGAACAGCUUCUUCAUCAUCCAUAGAUCACAGACCAUCUUCAGUUUCAACUUCUGUCCCUCCAUCUCCAGCUACUGCUAUUAACUCUUCAUCUGCUGCUGCUCUCGGUCCUAGUUACUCGGCCUCUACUUCUACGGGUAGUCAGUACGGAUCUUCGGUCAUCGGAUCCUCCGCCUCCGCAUCGUACCCACUUGAAUCACCUACCUCACCUUCAUCAACCACCUCGGCAAACCGUCUUACAAACUUUCUGCAAGUCCCGGGAGGUGAUCUUGCAGAGUCGUCCGCAAGCACCAAUUCAAGUAUCCGGACAAUCAUUCAUCCGCAGCUCCAUCUACAGCAGCAGCAACAGCAGCAACAGCAAUACCAACAGUCCUCUCCGGCCACCUCGGGUUUCUCAAAAAAUUCCGACCCGCAAGUUGACUCAACACCAAAAUAUAUUAAUAGACCAAUUCGUUCUUCAAUGAUUAUCGAUGAUGAUGAUGAUGAUACGGAUUUUACUAAAAAUCCUUCUUCACAUCCUCAGUCUCAAGUAACCCACUCAAAUCCUAUCGUUAAAUAUAGCUUGAAUCUAGACUCUCCAACAAUCCCAGCAACUUCCACAAUCCCUAAAGUCUCAACAACAAGUAAUCCUUCUAUACGUCCCAUCUCAGCUAUUUCAGCUGCUUCUGCCUCCUCAGCUACCUCUAGUCAAGCCACUUUUUCAUCUGCAACCCUCAGCUCAAAUAACUCAUCAAAUAAUUCCUCUUCCCGUGGAUUCUUUUCUAAAUUACGCAGAAACAUGUCAAGCUCAUCUCGCAAUAACCCUUCAAGAUCUUCAGAAGACCUAGAAGAAAAUGAUGUUCAAUUCAGAGUUCGUGAUGAAGGCUGCAAUUCUCGAGUCUUUGGCUUUGUUCCAAGCUUCCCUACUCCCCCCAAAUAUAUUUGGGUUCAUGCCCAUAAGAAGAAAAAUAGAGAGUUUACCCGCAUGUUUCUGGCUCAGGAACUUGUCACUGAAGAUUCCCCCCGACCCAGUAGUGAAGAUUCCUUUUCUCAAAUUACCUCCGGCUCUUCCUCAGGCCGUUUUGGCCAUCGCCGCUCAUCUUCAACAGGAUCCGGAACAAGUAGCUUAGGUUCAACCCCAUCUAAGCAAGCAGACCCAAAACGCCGCGCCAUUUGGUGCGCAAAAUUCUCUCUCGAUGGUAAAUACCUCGCAACCGCAGGAAACGACGGCGUAAUCCGAGUCUGGAAAGUUCUUUCCGACGUUGCAGAUCGUGAAGCAUUUGAAAAUUCCAUCAAUGAUUUAAUGAGCGACGAUGAAAUUGACCACCUCACCGUCCCUCAAUCUCCACUCCUUAACCCUUCAAACGGUCCCGCAUCCCAAUCUUCAAAACCUUACCGCCGCGGAUCCAUGCGCAUCAGUAACCACAAACCCAAAAAACAAAUUGUCUCAGCACCAGUCUUUUCUCCCAAACCAUACAUUGAAUACACAGGCCACAUGCAGGGCGUGCUAGACCUGUGCUGGAGUAAAAAUAAUUUCCUUUUAUCCGCUUCCAAAGAUAAGACAGUACGCUUAUGGCAUGUCCAACUCCCCAAUUCCAUCAAAACUUUUGUUCAUAAUGACUUUGUCACCUCCAUUGCAUUCCAUCCUUCUGAUGAUCGCUUCUUUCUUUCCGGUUCCUUAGACUCUAAAGUUCGUCUCUGGUCUAUCCCGGAAAAUAAGGUCGAGUUUAUCCGCGAGGCUCCAGAUUAUAUCAUGGCUGUCGCAUUUGCCCCCCGUGGUGAUACCGUCGUGGCUGGUUGCUUUGGCGGUCAGUGUCUUAUUUAUGAUACUGAUAAUCUCCGUCGCAGACUCCGCAUUCUCGUCCGCUCUACCCACGGGAAAAAUUCAAAUGGCUCCCGCAUCACUGGCAUUCAAAUCAAAACCAUUCCUAAAAGACAUGAUCCAGGAGCCGCUCUUGGCCAAGUAGAUGAUGAAACUUAUCUUAGUGAAACUAAAAUGCUGGUUUCCACUGGUGAUUCUAGAAUCCGCAUGUACAAUCUCCACACUGGCUUACUCGAAGCCAAGUUUAAAGGCCACACCACUAUUGAUGGCCAAAUUCACGCCUUUUUUUCAGAUACUGGCGAUUACAUCAUUUCAGGAAGCGAAGACCAAAAAACUUACAUUUGGCGUACGCGUGGCGGCCAUCCAGGCACUAAGAGUAGCCGGGACGAGGAGUCAUCCAAAACAAAGGAAUCUUACGAAUAUUUCCACUCAAACAAGGCCCCCGUUACAGUAGCCCUUUUUGCUCCUUCUGCCACAAGAAGUCUUCUCUAUAAUUCAAGAGACCCCAUUUAUGAUUUGGCCAUUCCUCCUCCAAUCAUCUUGACCCCAUCAUCUUCCUCUGUAAUUGAAGAUGGUAGCUUUGAGCACCUUCCUCAAGAACCAUCACUUCUUGAUCCUGCUACUCUUCAAAAAGUUAGCUCACCCUUGGAUGGCAAUAUCAUCAUCACUUGUGACGAGCUCGGCAUCAUCAAGGUGUUCCGUCAAGACUCGGCAUAUGAGCGUCGCAAACAAGCUUCCGAAACUGCCUCGUUAAUUCAAAAGAAACGCAUUGGUGGCAUUUCUCUUAGUCCCACACAAAGUCGACGCACAAUGGCCUCCUUUGACUCUACACCGCCACCGUCAACUUUUUACACUGAAGCCGCUACCGCCCGCCAUGCCACACUACCUGCUGUUAUUGCCUCCAGUUCCCGCAGCAACUCGCCUAUUUCCUUACAUGCUGCCCGGUUCUCGGAUUUGUCGUCCCAGGACAGUAACAACAACAGCAACAACUUUGUCCGCCCGCAGUAUGGCUCCAAUACAAGCUUAAGUGCAAUGGCCCAAUCACAGUCUCUUAACAGACGCUCUUCUCUUAGAAAUGAUGCCCUUUCACCACCCCCCAUUAACCAGCCUGUUUCAUCAUCAUUACACCGGACAUCCAGUAUUCGUGUAAGAAGUAGUAGCUCGGGACCAGUGUCUUCAGUCAGUUCCAAUAAUAAUGGCAUGGCACGAUCCAUGUCAUUUAGUCCCGGCCAUGGACCUAACUCGGUUGCAGCUCGGCAGUUGCUUCGGUCCGAAAAUGGAACUUCUCCUGUACCUCAAUACCAUCCAACACUACAACAACAACAACAGCAACAACAGCAACAACAGCAACAACAGCAACAACAGCAACAACAGCAACAACAGCAACAACAGCAACAACAGCAACAGCAACAGCAACAGCUUCAUCCUCAAAUGAACCAGCGCAUGUCGCGUGCCGAGUCACCAUCCAGUAUCAGUUCUCUCGAGUCCUUUUCACCCCGCCAGUUUAUUGCACAAGCUCUUGCAAACUCUGGGCUUUCGGGAUACUCGAGCGGUGCAGCAUCAAGCAAUGCUAGUUCUAAUGAGUCUCAGUAUAUUGCAUACGGCGUGCCCACUCCACCUUCUGGGGCUCCUCUACAGCAACAGCGCCCCCCUGGAUCCAGAGACUUGUCACCUGCACGGCGACCUGUUGUAGACACUCAAGUAGGACAAGCCACGGACUUUUUGCACUGUCCCAACUGUGCAUCACAAGAUUUCAAGGUAAGAGCCACACCAAGAGGACCCGCAAUGAUGUGCACGCAGUGCGGCACUGUAAUUAAUUCAUAG
Molecule: messenger RNA, 3747 nt
Organism: Magnusiomyces paraingens
Lineage: Eukaryota; Fungi; Ascomycota; Dipodascomycetes; Dipodascales; Dipodascaceae
Exons: 2
Coding region: 1-3747 (1248 amino acids)
Molecular function (GO): protein binding
Source: RefSeq, a predicted model, not a curated record